Messenger RNA from Marasmius oreades (fairy-ring Marasmius), 339 nucleotides. RefSeq lists its product as uncharacterized. The transcript has a single exon. Lineage: Eukaryota; Fungi; Basidiomycota; Agaricomycetes; Agaricales; Marasmiaceae. The coding region runs from base 1 to 339 and encodes 112 amino acids. The record is from RefSeq and is a predicted model, not a curated record.
AUGCUGGUUCAAUGGAGGACGACGAGUGCUGGCAGACGAAAUCGAACGAGUUACGCCUCUACACCCACGACCUCCUUUUGGACGAAAUUGACGCCAAGAAUGCAGUCGAACACUACACGUCAUUCCUCCAUCCCCACAGCAGAUCUACUGAUCCAAGAUGAAAUCAAAGCAGUCGGAAUAACUGAUACACAACUCCAGGUACCCGCACUGGCUCUAAAAAAAUGGUUUCAGAGCAUUUUGAAUAAGGUCGACAUGGUGAGGAAGGGAGUCGACUUCAGCCUCAACGAGAGCUUUGUUCCCAAGGUGACCCGCUCUGUCCUGCGGGAGGGCAAUGCAUGA